UUCAACGUGUUUCAGCACAAGUGGCGAGAUCAUACGUUGUUGGAUCAUGAUCUCUGAGAUUAAAAAUUUCAAAAAUGAGUACUGAUGAAAAAGAUGCUACCGAUCGUGAAGAGAUCGAGGGAAUCGUUAAUACCAAAAUUCAAGAAAUAUUCUAUGGAAACUCAACAUUUGAGAAGUAUAUGAAGGUUGGAUUGAGUGUCAUCAAAGAUGGAAUCAAAGCUUCAAAUAGUCUUCCAUGUAAUGAUAACUUUAAAUAUUUUACAUGCUUUCCGAGCUUCAACAGUGCAAGAAGUUAUCAAACCAAACGGAUUUUAAAAGUAAUACAAAGUAUCAUUGAAUCAACAGCCACAGCUGAUGAUAUAAGUCGACGCGGGACUGAAGAGAAGUUUGAACUUUUAGUGGAAGCAAAUGAUAUCUUUUUGGACAGAGCGAAUGCUUUAAUGAAUGAAGAAUCUGGUGCCAAGUGUAAUUCGGAAAUAGAAUUGGUAAUGUCUCAGUCGAAGAAGUUAUUAGAUGUAAAUGGAAGUUGGAAUACUGUCGUUAAUCGACAAUUACCUGCAUCUGGAAAUAUUGCUAGUGCACAGUCAGUGCGAUUAUUAGGUGCAAAAAAUGUUCAGAGACCUCAACUAAUAUUUAAAGAUAAAAUUGACAAUACAUCCAAACCAUGGCAACCUAGAAUCAAAGAAAAACCCAAUGCUUUAAAAUCACUUUCCAUUCAUUUGGAGGAAGGAAAAGAUGUAGACGUCUUCUGUCAUCCUUACGAAUAUGAACUUAAUAUGUUUCAAGUAUCCAACAAACAAUUGGAGAAACACCUACCAAUAGAGUACAAACCUUUAGAAGAAACCCCAUUGAUUAUGAUAGAAAAAGAGGCAGAUAUUGGAAUUUUGUUAAACGACUUGUUUAGCUGUGACGAAAUAGCAAUUGAUUUAGAGCACCAUUCUUACAGAAGUUUUCAAGGGAUCACUUGUCUUAUGCAAAUAUCAACAAGAGACACGGAUUACUUAAUUGACACAUUGCUUUUAAGAUCUGAAUUGCAUAAACUUAAUGAAAUUUUUACGAAGCCAACAAUCCUAAAAGUAUUUCAUGGAGCUGAUUGCGAUAUUCAGUGGCUUCAGAGAGAUUUGUCACUCUACGUUGUGAAUAUGUUUGAUACACAUCAAGCAGCCAAGCAGCUAGAACUACCUUACCUAAGUUUGGCGUAUCUAUUAAAAACAUACUGCGGGUUAGAACCGAAUAAACACUUUCAACUAGCUGAUUGGCGUAUACGUCCUCUUCCUCAGGAACUUAUGAAAUAUGCAAGGGAAGAUACCCAUUAUUUAUUGUAUAUAAAGGAUAUUUUGAGAAAUGCCUUAAUUGAUGUUGCAAAUUGUCAGCAGAAUGUCUUAAAAGCGGUUUAUAAUCGAAGUACCGAAAUUUGUAAAAAAACUUACGUUAAAUCUAUUUGGACUGAAGAAAGUUAUAUGAGCAUGUACAGAAAAAGUCAAAAGAUGUUUAAUAAUCGACAGCUUUUCGCUCUGAAGCACUUACACAAAUGGAGAGAUACAACCGCUAGAGAAGAAGACGACAGUGUUAGUUACGUCCUACCCAAUCAUAUGUUACUGAAUAUCGCCGAAACACUUCCAAGGGAAAUGCAAGGAAUCUUAGCAUGUUGCAAUCCAAUUCCUCCAUUGGUAAGGCAGAAUUUAUUAGGGUUGCAUAAAAUUAUACUGAAAGCUCGAGAGCAACCACUGAUAAAACCAGUUUUAGAAGAAGACAUCAGACAACGCAUGACUCAAAGAAGUCAUGUUACGCAUUCCGAAACAUGGAUAUAUUCUCCUCACGACACAUCACAAGGCACGGAACCUAGAGCUGAUUUACCUUGCCUGUUGAAUUCCAAUUCUGUAAUGAAAACAUUGAAUUAUAAACAAAGAAUGAAACAUAUUAUAACAGUGUUUGACAAUCCCUCAUCUGAUGAUGAUAUGGAAAUAAACAAUCAAAUACUCUCUACAAGUAAAAGGCUUCCUUUUGUAAGCCCCUUUGAAAGAUAUAAACGCGUAAUGCCUAUGAUUGCUGAGCAUGAGGCGGAAGAAAGAGAGAGGUGGGCGAAGGAAAAAAAGAAAGAGUAUAAGUUAACCAACAGCGAAAAGACUGAAAGUAUAAAUAGAGUGUACGAACACUUCAUAUUUCAAGUUGAGAAUAAAAUUGCCGUGGAAGCCAACAUAAAUAUUUCUCUGAGUCAAAUGCAUAGCAAAAAACGAAAAAUUGUCUGCAUUGAUCGAAAUAAUCCAAACGAAACUUCUAUAUAUCAGCCUUCUUUGUCACCAGAAACAUUAAACAGCAAAAUUGUGAUAGAAAAUGUGAAUAUAACAAAGAAGGAAGAUAUGUGUAAUACAUUUAUGAAUCAGACGAAUUGCCAUCCAAGGAGAAGAAAAAAUGCAGAAGAUGAAUUGGUUCAACCACUGAGGAAAAUUGAUUUUCAAUUCGUACGUCUGGUUCAAAUCUUUAGUCGAGGGCAAAUAAUAUCGAAUUUAAACAAAAAUAAUCGAGUACCUCUUAUUUUCGAAAAAAUGUUCUAAAAAUGAAGCUGUCAAAUACGAAAUACACAAAAGAUAGAGCCAGAAGUGUGAUGCAGAAAAGCAGAAGGCUCAUUGUGUGUGUGGAUGUGUGUGUAUAAAUACUGUGGUUUCUAUUCCUUUGGAAUCGAACAGAAGAAUCUGUGACAAAGCCAACGACAGUAUUUUCAGCUUGUGGAUAGAGGGUCUCUGUAUCAAGCGUUUCUGCUGAAUAUGGUUACAAUAUUUAAUAAGCAGUCACGGAAAAUUGUCCAAGUAUGAUCCCAACCGAAACCAGGAGAUAGGGGUACUACUAAUAAUGGUAAUGCAGCCCGUAGAGCCUUUUA
This is a messenger RNA of Belonocnema kinseyi, 2878 nucleotides long. It is a transcript of the gene Rrp6, whose product is annotated as exosome component 10. Gene Ontology annotation, biological process: nuclear polyadenylation-dependent rRNA catabolic process; nuclear polyadenylation-dependent snRNA catabolic process; TRAMP-dependent tRNA surveillance pathway. NCBI's taxonomy places the organism in Eukaryota, Metazoa, Arthropoda, Insecta, Hymenoptera, Cynipidae. Gene Ontology annotation, cellular component: nuclear exosome (RNase complex); nucleolus. The coding region runs from base 75 to 2555 and encodes 826 amino acids. Gene Ontology annotation, molecular function: nucleic acid binding; nucleotide binding; 3'-5'-RNA exonuclease activity. The record is from RefSeq and is a predicted model, not a curated record. The transcript is spliced from 6 exons.